Molecule: messenger RNA, 1944 nt
Organism: Erigeron canadensis
Lineage: Eukaryota; Viridiplantae; Streptophyta; Magnoliopsida; Asterales; Asteraceae
Product: L-type lectin-domain containing receptor kinase IX.1-like
Exons: 1
Coding region: 1-1944 (647 amino acids)
Biological process (GO): protein phosphorylation
Cellular component (GO): plasma membrane
Molecular function (GO): ATP binding; protein kinase activity; carbohydrate binding
Source: RefSeq, a predicted model, not a curated record
AUGGCAAUCUUGAUAUACUUUCUUAUUGUCUUUAUCAUCCCAUAUGAAGCAAAUUCAAUCAGCUUCGAUUUUAAGUAUAUCACUCCACAAAACCAGAACACUGAUAUAGUUACUACGGAUGAUGCUACUAUCACUACUGACGGAAUGCAAUUGAUUCCUGCUAAGAGUUAUACAGCAGGCCGAGGGAUGUACAACAGAUUGCUUCAUAUAUGGGACAAAACCUCUGGUGAGCUAGCCAGCUUUUCUACCAGUUUCUCAUUCGUGAUAAAUGGUAAUGGUUUCACCGAUGGCCUCACGUUCUUCCUCGCUGAGAAUAAUUCAGUUGCAGCGACCGGUGGAGCCCUGGGUCUUCCGGUUAACUCAAGAUAUAAAGUGUUAUAUCCAUUUGUUGCAGUUGAGUUUGAUACUCUCUGGAACGAAGAAUGGGAUCCAGCAUCUCUUUCCUCGAACGAUUAUCAUGCAGGCAUCAAUGUUAACUCUCUUAAUUCUUCCGUGUUCAAGAAAUGGUCCAUCAAUGCAACAACAACAGCGAAUUUUCAAGCUCACGUAACGUAUGAUUCAGUUUCGAAAAGCCUUGGUGUUUCUGUAAGUGAUGACUUAUAUGGUGUAAUUGACCUCAGUUACAUCAUUGAUCUAAAGGAUAUAUUACCCGAAUGGGUUAUUUUUGGGUUUUCAUCAGGAUCCGGAAUUUGGAAUAAUAAAGUUACAGUAGCAUCAUGGAACUUUAACAGUUCAACUCUACAGGCAGAUGAACAAAAGGUGCAGCCACCAUCCCCACCCCCACCCCCGAAAAAAAGGGCAAGUCACGAGGUGGGAUUAAUAGCUGGCUUAGUAGUUGCUGUACUUUCUAUUUCGGCUAUCGUUGUUUUCUAUUAUUUAUGCAGCACGAACAAACAGAAAAUACCUGAACUGGGUAAUCAGAAACUGGGUAAUCAUGCGAAGAUGAACAAAGAUUUUCAAGAGGAGACUGGACCUAAACGUUUCUCUUACAAGAAAAUUCUUCAGGCAACUGAUGGUUUCGCAGAGACGAAUAAGCUUGGGGAGGGAGGUUUUGGAGGGGUUUAUAAAGGUUUUUUGAAAGAUGGUGAAACGGAUAUCGCAGUCAAAAGGGUAUCCAAGACUUCUCAACAAGGGAUCAAGGAGUAUACCGCGGAAAUUAAAAUAAUUAGCCGAUUAAGGCACAAAAAUCUGGUGGAACUCAAGGGUUGGUGCCAUGAGAAAAGGGAGCUCCUACUUAUUUACGAGUUUAUGGAAAAUGGGAGCUUAGAUCAACAUCUCUUCGAGCAGAAAAGUCGGUUGACUUGGGACAAGAGGAAAAAAAUUGCAAAUGGCCUGGCCUCCGCUUUGUUUUAUCUUCAUGAAGGAUGCAAGAAAUGUAUUUUGCACAGAGAUAUUAAAUCGAGCAAUGUCAUGCUGGACUCAAAUUUCGAAGCAAAACUUGGUGAUUUUGGGUUAGCUAAGUUUGUUGACCAUGAGAAGGGCUCCCAGCAAACACUAGUUAUUGCCGGAACUUGGGGUUACAUGGCUCCUGAAUAUGCGUCUACUGGCACACCAAGCAAACAAUCGGAUGUAUUUAGCUUUGGAGUUGUUGCACUUGAAAUAGCUUGUGGUCGAAAAGCCAUCGUGUAUGAGGCUCCGGACAGACCAGUGACAUUAGUAAAAUGGUUGAGAGAUCUCUAUGAGACUGGAGAUAUUCUAAAAGCAGUUGAUCCGUCAAUUGGCUCAUACAACGAGGAACAAAUUGAGCGGUUGAUGAUCGUUGGGUUAUGGUGUGCACACCCUGUCGCAGACCAACGCCCAUCAAUGGAGCAAGCCAUUCAAGUAUUGAACCAUGAUGCUUCCCUACCUGAACUGAGUAAACUCCCAUCAAGGAUGCCGGAAAUCACUUCUCACCUUCCUCCAAAUCCUCCAGUAGUUUAUUAUACUUGCGUUCUAAAAUCAUAA